GUUUGGAAACAUCUUUUAGAAGGGAAUCCUAUCGAACUCAGUACUGACCUCACUUUUACUCAUAGGCACUGCUUAACAGUUCACUGUUGGAAAUAAUGUUACAGUGGAGUUUUAAAGUACCGAAGGAGAGGCAUUUAUUCUGGACAGUGUUCUGUGCUUUGAGCCUGCUGGCUGCUGGUAAUGAAGCCGUAUCAACUACUGCACCAACUUCAGAGAGUCCUUCUGCAGUGAUACCCAGCAAUGCAACACAGCCAUUGACAAGCAGCAAUACCACAGAAUUGCCAUCUGGGAACUUCUCCAUCUCAACUACUAAAUCAACAGAUCAAAUAUUUUCAACUGAGGCAACAAAUGGUACAAAUGUCACCACCCCUGAAACACUCACCACAAAACCCACUUCAAAUACAACAGUGCAAGCAUCUACAACACAGGGCAGUUCCAGAAAUGAGACAACUCAAAACACAACUUCAACACCACUUCUGACAUCUACUUCUACAGAGCUGCCAAAGCAUACUUUUUCAAAUACCAGUACACCUACUGCAACUGAAGCUGGUGACCGUAGUGCGAUGGUUAACAUCACUUGCCUCAAUAUCAAGAACGUUAAGACCACUGAAGUGAUAUGCUUGGAAAUCAAUGAGGAAUACUCUUGUCACCAGUUCAAAAAACAAAAAGGAAUGGACCUAACAAAUGUGGUUUGUGAAGAAAACCCAUCUCAAUGCAAUAUCAAACUGUCAGAAUCAGAAGUGAAGCGCAACUGCAUACUGCUGGUUGAGGCAGCAAAUAAAGGUCCAAGUGCAUUAGAAACGGUUCUUCACCAGAAGGCAGCAUUUUUGGAACAGCUAGGGAUAAAGCCCCACAAACAGGAGGACAUUUCGAGUCACAAGGACUAUUCCCGGAAGACACUUAUUGCCUUGGUCACCUCUGGUUUGCUGCUGGCAUUUCUGGGAUUGGCUGCAUACUUCCUUAUGAAACGACAGAGCUGGAGCCCCAUGGGAGAGAGGCUGAGUGAAGAUCCAUAUUACACAGAAAAUGGUAGCCAUGGCAACACUGUGGUUUCUGUGGCCUCUCAUGAACAGUCUGACCUGCAGGAUAAACCAAACUUCAAUGGAGGGGCUCGGGAAAAUGGAACUGGUCAACCAACCUCAAAAAAUGGACAUUCAACCAAGCCCCAUGUUGUGGCUGACACUGAACUGUGAAAAGGAUAUGGCCAAAAGUCUUAUUAACAUGGCUUGAAAGACCAGAGUGGAAAUAUAGAGGAGCAAGAGUGCAAGGGUGCCAUAAAUGGAAUCAUUAUCUUUUUAUUUUUACAAAGAAUUCAAAAAUCCCAUUCCAAAGCAUACAUUUUUAAUGAGCUGCCACAGGACUUAGUGGUAUGUACAAGCUUUCGUUUGUACACACUUUCAUUUGUACAAGCUUUCAUUUAUACAUGAAGUUAGCAAGCUGCUUCAAUGGGAUUUGGCUUGUUCAUAGUAUCUUUUUUUGCUCUCUCUCAGACCAAAAUGAGAUGUGACUGUCCCUUACAACCAUCUAUCUAGGGAAAGGAUAGGGGUGCUUCUCUAGAAAUUUAGAGUAGAUUUAUCAUUCUUAGGAAUUUGAUUUUCAGCUCCAGUGCUGAUUAGGGGGAGGAAGGAUCUCUUCACAGUGAGAAUAAAUAAAAAUAAUGAACAAUAAGGCAUUUAACCACCUAGGUCAACAAUUCUGAGUACUGAUUCACAUGAUGACCCUUUUCUUAUGACCCUUUUCAACACAAGAGAACCGGUGAAUGCUCAAACACAUGGCUGUAUUUUGCCUCAACCUAGCUCAACCCACAUUUAAUUUUUUUCAAGAUACAAAAAAUUGCCAUUUGGAUGCAUGUAAACUGUAUUUAUUGGUCCAAGUCACUAUACUAAAUCACUGAAAAGGCAACCUGAGAGUUAAACAAAUUGUGUGCAUCAAACCUCAGGAAACCCACCAACAUUCUUACUUCUUUGGUAGGUACCAUUUGUCAUUCCUACAUCCAGAUCCAGCUCAGACAUCUCACUCCAGCCUUUCUACUAUGUGAUGCAAUGCCCUUAACACACACUGACAGGAACUCAUCAGCCGACCCCGCAAGCCUUCUGAAGUACCAUUUGGCAAUCACCAAACAACAUUAAACACUUCAUUAGACUUGCUUUCAGCAGAAAACUAGAUGGUUUUUCAGGUGAAAAACAUUUUAAAAUAUUGAAGGGCAGUUCCAUAUUCAGUUAGGAACUGGCAUAGGCAACUGGCCCAAAACUACAAAUGUUGCUCAUGUCAGCGAAAUAUUUCAGCUAGGAGAUUCUGUCUCCAUUAUUCCUAGAAUAACAUGUAAACAGAAGCAAUGACAUAAAGCAAAUGAUGUUGGCUAGGAAUCAGGGGUGGCUAAUCAGUGUCCCCCAAGAUACUGUUGGGCUCCAGCUACCAUCAGCUCCAGUCGGCAUGGCUGAUAGCCAGGGAUUGUGGAUUUUCAUAGAAUCAUAGAAUUGUAAGGGAUCCCAAGGGUUAACCCCCUGCAAUGCAGGAAUCUCAACACAUGGUGACCCAUCUAAUUUAAAACCAUACAAGACCCUGUGUGGCUUUGGAAAUGUGUUAGCAGUUUUAUUGUUGCACCAUUGUAGUCCAACAACACUUGAGGGCCACAGGUUCCCCUGCUAUAAAGCACAGAACAAGUCUUAAAAACAUUGUCCUCAAUCCUAAUGAAGCUAGUUCUGUUGAAAUUAAUGAGACAAAUCAGUUACAGUUAAAUUGAUUGUACUGUCAGUUCUCUUAAGUCUGCAGUCUUACGUGGAAAUAAGCUGUAUUGAACUUAAUGGGGCUUAAUUCUAAGAAAACUUGUAUAUGACUUGUGUUGUAAAUGAAGUAAACUGACUGUUUGGAUCCUUUGAACCCUGUUUCCAAACAAACAAAUGAGAAUAUGUUUGCAAAUGUAAAUCUUUGCGUUAAUCACAUCUGGUGUCUCUCUAUAUAUUUGUUUUGCUCUAUAUAUUUGCCUCCCCCCCCAAAAAAAAAGAAUACUAGGAAGUUGUUUCCUUAUGUUGUGCUUUAUUAUUCCUAUCCCCCAUGUUAAAUGCCAUUCUGGGUUUUGUUGACUCUGUAUUAUUAUUUUUGUAUGUUGUACAAUACAGUACAAAAUAUGAAUAGGCUUUGAAAUGAAUUACAUUUUCUUCCCCCAA
Messenger RNA from Podarcis muralis (Common wall lizard), 3167 nucleotides. RefSeq names its product CD34 molecule (gene CD34). Gene Ontology annotation, cellular component: membrane. Gene Ontology annotation, biological process: cell-matrix adhesion. The record is from RefSeq and is a predicted model, not a curated record. NCBI's taxonomy places the organism in Eukaryota, Metazoa, Chordata, Lepidosauria, Squamata, Lacertidae.